This is a messenger RNA of Bactrocera tryoni, 3295 nucleotides long. RefSeq names its product protein HIRA homolog (gene Hira). Gene Ontology annotation, cellular component: HIR complex; nucleus. Bases 244 to 3171 code for a protein of 975 amino acids. The record is from RefSeq and is a predicted model, not a curated record. The transcript has 10 exons. Gene Ontology annotation, biological process: chromatin remodeling; DNA-templated transcription; regulation of DNA-templated transcription. NCBI's taxonomy places the organism in Eukaryota, Metazoa, Arthropoda, Insecta, Diptera, Tephritidae. Gene Ontology annotation, molecular function: nucleosome binding; protein binding.
UAUUAGGGUUUCGCUUAUAUUUGACAAUUUACAAAUUGACUCGAGUUUAUGAGUUCUCUGCCGGCAACAAUCAAAAAAGCGCAAAAAUAAAAACAAUGUAUAGAACAAAUAACACACGAUAAGAAGUUAAAAAUAAAAAUUUUGUCUCAAUUAAAUUGGAUAAAUUUUGAGAAGUUGAUUUCAAUUGAAUAGAUUUUACCAAAAGUUUAUAUCUAAAAUAUAUAAAUAUAUUUGUUUGGUUUAAUGAAACUACUGAAACCAAGCUGGGUACAUCAUGACGAUAAACCAAUAUUCUCCGUCGAUGUACACCAGGAAUGCCUCAAAUUUGCCACUGGUGGCCAAGGACUGGAUUCAGGGCGUGUCGUGAUAUGGAAUUUACUGCCGGUAUUAUCAGAAAAGAUUGAGCAGGAUGAAAGCGUACCAAAGAUGCUUUGCCAAUUGGACAAUCAUUUGGCUUGCGUAAAUUGCGUACGUUGGUCACCAAAUGGGCAAAUGCUAGCGUCUGGUUCAGAUGACAAAUUAGUUAUGAUUUGGAAAAUGUCCAAGGGACCCAGUGGAGUGUUUGGUAGUGGUGGUCUUCAAAAAAAUGCGGAAUCAUGGAAAUGUGCAGCAACUCUCCGCGCACAUUCAGGCGAUGUUCUAGACUUGGCGUGGUCACCAAAUGAACGAUGGUUAGCCAGUUGUAGUAUUGACAACACCAUUAUAAUCUGGGAUGUACAGUCAUUUCCCAAUAUGGUUACUACGUUACGUGGACAUUCUGGUUUGGUGAAAGGGGUUGCUUGGGACCCACUAGGCAAAUUUUUGGCAUCACAAAGUGAUGAUCGCAGUGUUAAAAUGUGGAAGACAUGUGAUUGGAGUUGCAGUAGCACCAUCACGGAACCAUUUAAAGGUUGUGGUGGUACGACUCACAUACUACGACUAUCUUGGUCGCCAGACGGUUUAUAUUUGGUGUCGGCACAUGCUAUGAACGGAGGUGGUCCUACAGCACGCAUUAUUGAACGCGAAGGAUGGAAAUGCGACAAGGAUUUUGUAGGGCACAGAAAAGCCGUAACAUGUGUUCGGUUUCAUGAUUCGGUUUUAACACGACAAGCGUCCAACGCAGACCGAAAACUACAGUACUGUUGCAUGGCGAUGGGAUCAAGAGAUCGUUCGCUGUCAGUAUGGAUGACAGCUCUUAAUCGUCCUUUAGUAGUUAUACAUGAUUUAUUUAGCGACAGUAUUUUAGAUCUUUCUUGGGGCCCAGCCAAGUGCAUUCUCAUGGCAUGUAGCGGAGAUGGAACAGUUGCUUGCUUACAAUUUUCUGAAAGUGAGUUAGGCACACCAGUCUCAGACGAAGAAAAGAAUUCAUUGUUCCAAAAAACAUAUGGCAAAAGCGUAACUAUUGAGAAUGGAUCCACAGGUACAGCAGACAUACUCAUUGAAAAUCCAGAACUUCUCAGGGAUGCGCACGAAAAGCCUAAAGCUCCUACACUGCCUACAGCAAACCCCACCAGCAAUAAUGCUAUCACAUCUCAACCAACAGUGCCAAUUGGAACUUCAAACGGACUUAUUGAUUCAUCUGCUCCUGCUUUAUGUGUAAGCGGAAGCGAAGAAACAACGACUAACUUUAAUGCACUUAGAAAACAAACAGAAACACGAACUGCAGACGGCAAACGUCGUAUUACUCCAGUAUUUGUAGCACUGAGUCAAGAUGUCCCUGAAUCAAAAAGCGAACAAGACACUCCUUCGAAAUCUUGGAAUACGAUCAAUUCAUUAACAACACCAGCUGAGGUAGCAUCAAGCGAAAUGAAUCCAUCCCAAAUGGGCGCGUUUGCGAAGCCUAUGAUAACCGAAGCACAAGAAAUAUGCUUGGAUGCGAGGCUUAUUAAAACUACUUUAUCGGCUGCCAAAUUGCAGCCACUGAAGGCCGAAAAUAGUUCAGUAAAGACUUUUCCGCUCAUUGUUACUACAAAGCCAUCUGCAAACUCGAGUACUGGUCCAUCAGCUGUAACAACUAAUCCAUUACUCACAGGAGUUAAACCAUAUCAAGCCUCCACAACUGGUCCCAAAUUGAUUAUAAACCUAAACACAAAAUGUGAAUUUCAAAAAACUGCCUUAGACCACAGAGUUCAUGUUCACAAUGGGUACCUAAGUGCUGGCAGUGGCCUACUAGCCAAAGUUACUGGUUACAAUAUAGUCAGACCAACACAAAUAGAGAAACUUUGGGAAAUUUUAGUAGGUUCCCCAAUUGUCAAUUUGAAUUUCUGCCAUAAAUACGCUAUGUUAUGUAGUUUGGAUGGAACAUUACGCUUAGUUGAUAUGGACACAGGCAAAGCAAAACUUCCGGUCAUAAGUUUAAGCACAGCGGCGGUGCAGUGUGCCUUUUGUCCCAGUGGUCGCUUAGUUGGUGUUGUGACAGAUUGCGGCAUUUUGAGAAUUUGGCACAUUGAGGAACGACGAAUUUUUUUAGCGGUGACCUGCCAUGAAAUCGGAGGAAAACUCGGUACCGUUGUACAAUUUGUAAUCACGGAGGACGGGGUGCCAAUGAUUUUAUUUUCCAAUGGCAAUGCUUAUUCUUAUUCCGAGCAGUUGCAAUCUUGGCUUGUACUUAGCACUAAGGAUCCUUUAAUCAGACAUGGACUACAAACAACGAUCCCUAAGGAUUUUCAAAAAAAUUACUUUUCGUAUCCACUCAUCUCGACUCAAGCUGCAACCAACACAUUUGCUUCUAAGAGCACUUCCGUAGACAUGAAUAUAAAUGACUGGCAAUCUAGUGCGAAAAUAAGCUUCAUAGAGAACCAGAUUAUGUUAUCGGAAGCCAUCAACUCUUCUCACGAAUUGAUAUUCUGGUAUAAUAUGUACGCAUAUCAGCUGGCAAUAAGUGGAACGGAGCAAAAUUUACGAUUACUACUUGAUGAUUUGCUGGGUCCGUCGCCACUAAACGUUACACACGAACACAAAAUACUGUCUGUGCCAAAGCACCAACUGCUGGCAAAUGUACUGGAUGUACUUAAAACGCACAUAAAGUGGCAACGCUUAUACAUGGAAUACAAUGAGCUGUUCCAGUUUUGUUCCAAGACGAGAACUGUUGUCGCUAGUAUGGAUACCGAUGCCGUUAUGGCAACACCACAAAUAAAUGCAGAGACGGAAUCAUGUGCUUCGAAGCCAGAGAAGAAUAGUGCUUCGAUAUAGGCUCUAAGAUGCCAGUGUUAUUAAAAAUUUAAUGCAAGAAAAAACUAACGACUGCCCAAAAGUUAAAUAGUAUUUAAAUUGCUUUUGUCAACAGGCAUGUGGACGUUUUUUAUUGUAUAUAAAA